CAUUCCCGAAGUUUCUACAUUUAUCAUCUGCACCGCCCAUGGUAAAUAUGAGAUUUGACACGUGUCUUCGUAUUCUGUUGCUAUGCAAUUUCUAUACAGUUACACCUAUGGAUCAUGCUAUUCCGGAAAAAUCCAAGCUUGACUUCACAACUGAAAAACUUUCCCGAGCCGCUCGUCUGUUCUCCAGCAUUACUCUGUUUAACAAUCUUACAUCUGGCCAUGUCGACGAGGAUGAUUUGAUUGCCGAACUUCUGAAUAUUGAGACUGGUAACCUUGGGGCUGUGGAAAAGUAUAACAAAUCGAAAGCGGAUGCAUUUAUUAAACAAUACAAAGACACGAAACAGGAGUUGGAUUUUUCGUAUGAUGACUUGUAUUUCGUUUAUUGGAAUACGAUUCAAUUGAUAUGGAACAGCAUUGGCAAUUUGAGUAUACACUCUGAACAAAUCAGAUGGAACGAUGUGUCUGAUAUUUCUAACUGGAAUAUUGAAUGGUUCAAGGGUAAUGAUCCAAUGGAUUUGGUCGAAUCAAUAAGGGAUGAAACUUCAUCGCUAGAUGACAUUAAAACCAAAUUGAAGAAAUUGGCAUCCGCACUUACAGAGGCGCCCACCAUAAAUACUCUGAAAACUGCUAUUGCAACUAUGGAGAAUGUGAAACCAUUCUAUAAGUUGGCCGAGAUUUCCGAAUAUAUCGUAACAGCAGUCGAAAUACAUGCUUCUCAAAAUUUAGAUGAUCAUUUUCGGAGUAACGUCAAAAUCUUGUCAAGGUUGUCUUCUGUAGCAACUCCCGAAAUCAAUGCAAUAAUCAGUGUGCUGAAUUCUCACUUUUCGCGUUCUCUACCGCCUCGUCAAGCAACGUUCGGCUUCUUGGAUGGAUUCAAAGAUCUCAGACUACUUUUCAAGGAUACUGUCGAUACUUGGUUACUGGAUGUAGUUGGAUCUAACAAUAACCUCAGAAGUGUUCGGAAAUUGAUUCGGUUGAAAGAAGAGUUUCGGUGCAUUGACGACAAAUGGAUGAGUCUCAAUAAACAGGAGCAUUAUUUAUUUAUGCAUCGCAUUGCAAGUAUUUCAUAUUGGCUCAGCAACUUUGUAAAUGUCUCAGGUAUUGAAUCGUUUAUCAACAAAACUACGGAAGCAUGUGGGUUGGUUAAAGAUGUCAAUUCAGAUAUCCCAAAUCUUAAAUAUAACUCACUUUUGCCACAAAAGCUUCAUUUGAUUGGAUAUAUAGUGCAGGUUAUAAAUAAUAAAAAUGGGAUUUUGGACAAAAUCGAUGAUAUUUCUGACAAUAACUCAAGCGACUUCAAAAAGAUUUCUGGUUUGAUUAUGAGCCUACGACAUCAUUUCGAAAUAUUGAAAAGCGGUGAUAUGAAGAAAGAAAUUACUGAAAUGAUGAAGUAUCAAAAUGCCAUCCCUGAAAUUGUAUCGGGUACCAAAGGAAAAAGUCUCCUAUCUUGGCUGAAAUGUCAGAAUAAUUUCAGUAUGGAAAGUGUGGAUUCAGCCGCAAAGCUAAUAGUUGAAAUGUCCGGAACAGUCUAUGAGACCGUUGGAACCACCAUCUAUGAUACUGUUGAAGACCGUUUUGAUGAAGUUUCAACUGUAGUAGAAACGACAUCGGGUAUUGUUAAAAAUGUACGAUUGCUUUUGAAAGAAAUCAAGAAUCAGACUACAACUGAUCUGAGACACUUGAAAAAUUUGGACAAAUACUCGAAAACGUUUGGAGAGGCUGUGAAAGCAUUGGUUUCUAUCAAAAAAGCAUUCGAUCACAAGGAUGAUUUUGAGAAGUUCAUUGAGAAAGGUAUGAUGAUUCAGAAGAUAAUCGAAAACUUAAAAAGCAACAAAUACACACCACUCUUGAAGUCUUUAUUUGGAAACUUCAGACACACAGUUCUCGAAAUCGCUACAUUUUUUUACAAGGUCGAUACGUGGGCGGAUCAAAUCGUUGACCCGAAAAAACUCAAGUUUCAUCAAUUUGGGGAUUGGCUCGCAAAAUUGGCUAGUUUCGAAGACAUAAAUCUACAGUUAGAGAAUCGAUUGAUUCGAGCUACAUGGUGGGAUGAUAUCUAUUCAGUAAACAAAACAGUCAAGGUAGAAUUUGAAGAAGCGGCGUUUGCACUGUCAAAACUGGAUCUUAAAUUCUCCGUCUACAAGUCCUCCCUUCUCGCAAUGCCAAGAGUCAUGAGACAAAUUGAGAAAGUGCUCAAGAACGAGACAAUCGAAGUGCAACCAGAACCAAUCAAGUCUACAUAUCACGGUCCAAAAGUUGUAUCCACUAUUUAUUACGAAAUGACCAUCUUCCUCAUCGCUUAUGCCGCUGGAAACCUAUUGAUUGCUGCGAUUUGGUGCUAUUGUGAGGAAGACUGUUUGUUUCAUAUUUUGAAACGGCGGUAUUAUAAUAAAUUUGAUUAAAGCCCUUGAUUGCUGAAGAAGACCGCCUAUUAAAUAUAAAAGAGUCCUAACAAAAAGUUAACUUUUCUGUGGUAAAUAAA
Caenorhabditis elegans is the source of this 2482-nucleotide messenger RNA. RefSeq lists its product as uncharacterized. Lineage: Eukaryota; Metazoa; Nematoda; Chromadorea; Rhabditida; Rhabditidae. Bases 39 to 2402 code for a protein of 787 amino acids. The transcript has 5 exons. The record is from RefSeq and is marked reviewed.